UCUCCCUAGGGGGUGAUUUCUCACUUUCUGUCUCUGUCUCACUGUCUUUCCAGUGAGCACAUGAGCCCUGUAGCAAAAAUCUCUUUUAAAAAAAUUAUUAUUAACUAGGUACCUGAAAGGAGAGAAGGCAACCUCUGAAAGGGCCUUGGAGUUGGCAGCUGGAGGAAACAGCCACUGCCCCUCGGCCUGGGGUAACUUGGGAAGUGUUGGGACUCGUAGAACCUCGAGCCUUGGGGAGGGUCUGCACAGGCCCUGAACUUGGAGGGGCUGUUGCAGAUACCGCAGCGGGAGGCACGGCCACCGCUGGGUGGUGCUUCAGGACUAGCCAGCAGACGAGAGUGCCCUGUGUCUACUGAGGACUGUGCAGGUCCAUCUGUGCCCAGCUGGACCAGCCUGGCAGGGAGACCGGUCUGCAGUCCCAGGACCCAGCAGAGAUGUCAGCAACAAUGGCUUAUGGGGAUACAAGUUCUAUGAGUGCUGCCUUCGCUGCCUCACAAACCCAGGGCUGAGUGGAAAGUGAGGCCCGGGGGACAGGAAGAGUGAAUGGGUGACAGGUGACACAAACAGGAUGAGGGCUGCGAACUGCUCGGCUCCCAUGUGAGGAAGCUGCUACGACUAAGUCUCUGUCACCAGGUCUCUGAGUGUCACAUGUCACAGUAAAGACCCAGAGUGUGAGUACAUGUGUACGAUGCCCCUAGCGUAAUGUGGGCUGGUUACGUGGGUUUGAUUUUCUUUAAUCCUCCGUGGAAAAGCAGCAGGACUUGCCACUGGCAGUGCCAGUCUUCGCUGAGCCGAGUCCUGUAGGAAAGCACAGGAGGAUGCAUGUUUACUGUGCGCAGUGUUUCACGGGAUCAGCCUCGCUGGAAGGGACUCGGUGCUGGCUCAGAACCCGCCCGAAGGGCACCGGCAACGAGAGGAGUCAAAGCAUCGUGGCGCUAGGGGGCCACGGGCAGGCCGCCAGGGGGGUGUCAGUGGGUACGGCCUUCCGGGCGGAGGUCUUUGCAGAAUGCUAGGCGGCCUUUCUGCCGAUGGGAGCCUGAGCUUGUCGCCAUGAAGGAGUUUGUGUCGUCUUCGGCAGAAACAGGACGGCUCGAGAGUGUCGUGCUCGCUCUGCUCUGCUGCCUCGUCGUGGGAGGGUCUCGGAGUUCGUUCCCGUUCCCUUCAGUGGUGUUCGUCGGGGACCCUGUUACCACGUGCCUCUCUCCCACGGUCUAUCACAUGAUCUGUGAAGUUGGGUUUGAAGUCAGAGGACAUGUUGCCCUCAGUAGCAUCGUGAGUGAGCACGGUGCCGUCUGCUGGAAAGCGUUCACGGACUGUAUGCGCUACUUGGAGCCAGACCAGGACCUGGAUUACCAGGGGAGCCUGAGGCUGCUGGGCCCUGUGUGUGGAGCUGUCCACUCGCAUCUCCUAUCCCUGACCAGGGGGCAGUUCGAGGCUCGAUACGUACCGUGGUUCCAGUGGACGAGUUUUCCAGAGUUAUUUCCUGAAAUAUUUGAUGCCUUGAAAAGUCUGCAGCCUCCCGCUGUUUCUCUUAGUUUAAUGAAACUGACAUCAUGUCUGGAACGGGCCUUGGGGGAUGUGNUCCUGCUGACCGGGAAGGACUGUCCCUUUCUGUUACGGGACCUGCUUGCAUCGGAGGAGCUCUCUGGAGUUUUUGGGCGGCCCGUGGUGGACGUGCUCCGAGUCUUUGUGGGUGCUCCCCGUGGGCUCAACCUACGCAACGUCCUGUGGCACGGCUUUGCUGCCCCCCAGGAGGUGCCCCCCAGGUACUGCUCGGUGAUGCUCUUGCUGACGGUGGGGCUGGGGCAGCUCCUGCGGAGUCACCUUCAGCAGACCGGGCUCCCCUGGGUACGUCGGCCUCUCCUGACGCUCACGGACCUGGAGGACCUGACUGUCUUUGCUGGCAAGUGCCACCUUCACAGCCUCCCUCGUUUGUCUCUGGCUGUGCCACCUUCACAGCCUCCCUCGUAUGUCUCUGGCAGUGUCUGUAAGAGUGUUACUUCUGAGCUGCUCUCGGUGCUGGAAGCAGCCAUGAUAAAGUCCACGUUCGUCCUGACAGCCAUGCUGCCCUACUGGGAAGCUGCUCUGACCAGGUUCAAGGCGAGCAGGUUUGCCGACUGCACCAUAUUGCUGCUGACUCAGCUGGAGGCCGGACUCCGCAGGGUGUUUGCUGCAGUUAACAGAUGUCCGCAGAGACUCCUGACCGCGGAGUCCACGGCGCCUUAUACCACCUUGGAUGAAAUUCUGGCGGAGCACCUGAGCGACGGUGAGGUCAAUCGUCUCCCUGUUCUCCUGGGAGAGCCUGCCAUGGAAUUUCUCUGGGAUUUCCUGAACCAUCAGAAGGGUCCCCGACUAAGAGACCAUUUAAGCCACGGGGAGAUCAGCCUACGGGAAUUUCCCAAAGAAGCAGCCAAUCAGCUGCUGGCGUUCUCCACAGUUCUGGUGCUCAGAUUCACAGAAGACCUGUUGCCAGAUUUCAAGGAGAAACCAGCAGUAAAACUGCUGCUGAGUCUCGCUGAAGGCUAUAGUUCCCGCUGCCACCCCAUCCCUCAGCUGAAGAAACAGGUGCUGAGCUGUGAGGAGAGCCUGCGGGGCUGGCCACUGCUGCCCCUGCCCGAGGAGCCCCCCAGGGAUGUGGCCAGACUGGUAGAUAAUUCUGACACAAAUGCUUACAGCUCUUUAGUCACACGUGUCUUGCACACGCUCUGCCAUGCCCUGCCUGAGGGCCACUGUGUGUGUAGCAAUGUGGACGACCCUCUUGCUGAGAAGUGGUCCCAGGUGCUCCGUGAGCUCUGCGGCACACGCGUGCCCACCCUCUUCUGCCCCAGAGCCGUGCUCGAAGUGCUCGUUGUGCUCCGAAGCAUCAGCUCCCAGUGCCAGCGCGUGUCUGGCCAGGUGGUCGCCGCCUCGGAGCUGAGGCGCCGGCAGUGGGCGGAGAGGAGCCUGCGGUCUCGCCAGCGGCAGACCUACCUGCGCAUGCUUGGCAGCCUCCGGCUCCUGUGGCCCAUGCUGCGUCUGCUGCUGUUGCUCGUCACGCUGGAGCUGACCAGCAUCCACGCCGUCUGCGGGAAGGACGCGCACGCCCGGCAGCAGUAUCUCAGGUUCUUAAAGUGGCUCCUGCAGUACACUGAGAACCUGGCGGUUUACACAAGCCCGGAGAAGAACAAGUGGGACGAAGCUGUCGCCCUCACACACACAGCCUUGUCGAAGAUCUGGACUUUCAGUGAGAAGAAACAAAUGUUAGCGCAUUUGGCCAGGAAACCCACAGCAGAGUAGUUUCGUGAGCCGCUUGGAAGCCGGGGUACCCUCAUCUUACUGAGUAGGGGCAGUUGGAAUCUGCCUGGUCAGACCGAGCUCUGGGUCUCUGGCGGUGCUGUCUGUCUGUCUUCAGUGGUUCGUGUGCCCUGUUCCCGUGCACCGGAGUGGCUGUAGCUGCCUCCCCAUAACACAGUCCAGAGGUGGGAGCCACGCUUCACACAGUGCCACUCGCAGUGUGUGGCUUUGCUGACCGACGUGUGCCCACUCUCGAGGACAGCGACUGGCCAGGACGCUGCCCUGUAUGUCCUGGUCAGGCCUGGGCAGUCUGCUCCCAAACCAGUCCUGGAACUCCAUUGCCUGGCGUGGGCUGGCCACGCUCAUCCCUGGAGAGAGAACAGUGCCGAUGGCGCCCAGGCCUCGCAGGCGAGCGCUGGGGAGGGCAAGCCACUGGCGAGGCGGGCAGGCUGUGGUUGGGCCAUACAGGGCCUGUGGCAGCAAAGGCAGAAGGCGUGCCCAUCCCUGGGUCGGGGGUUCUGUGUAGAAACCAAGAGAUCAUGGGACCAGCAGAUGGCAUGAUGGUUACAUCACUGGACUCCCAUGUAGUCGACUGCGGUUCGAGUCCUGGACCUGGUGGCUUAAACCUCAUACCAGGCGCAUGUGCUUGC
Messenger RNA from Tupaia belangeri chinensis (Chinese tree shrew), 3923 nucleotides. It is a transcript of the gene ERMARD, whose product is annotated as ER membrane associated RNA degradation. NCBI's taxonomy places the organism in Eukaryota, Metazoa, Chordata, Mammalia, Scandentia, Tupaiidae. The record is from RefSeq and is a predicted model, not a curated record. The transcript has 18 exons. The coding region runs from base 1051 to 3276 and encodes 741 amino acids.